ACAGAAUAUGAAGCACGCCCUCUGUAACAAAUCAAUCAAACUCCUCGUCAAAUCUCGCAAUCCUAUCCCAGCUCGCUUUCUCGCUCUCCUUCUCCCUUUUGCACUCUAAUAGUAAAAUUUUUUUAAUAUAAGUAGGAGGAGCAGUAAUCGAUGGAUAAUAAUAGAUCAUCGUCUCCCUCUUUCGCUUGCGCGCAGUCUCUCCAAUCUCAAUUCCCCAAACCCAAACCCUAACCCUAACCCUAACGCUAACCCUGUUCCUAUUAUCGAAAAAACAAAGUUUCACAUGAAAUUUGAGUUAUCUCUCUCCCUCACUGGUUCCUCUCGUCGCAAACACUAGCUCUGUCUUCUUCUUUUUGAUUGAUAUAGAGCACGCUCAAGGUAAAUUGGGGUGUUCUUUCCACCAUGGACGGCUCUGUGGUGGAGGAUCUUGGGGCUCCGGAGUCGUAGGUGGCCGAUUUGGACGCCACCAUGAGCCGAUUGAUGCUCUCUUCUAACAAGGAACCCAAACCAGAAUUGCCUGAUGCUACUUCUUCUUCAGCUUCAGCUUCUGCUUCUUCGGCUGAGAAGGUGAUCGCCGAGGAUGCCAUUAACCAGGUUGAUCAGUUUCUCCGCGAGGCUAUCCAAAACCCCCGCGAGCGCCUUUCCAUCCUGAGGAUGGAGCAAGAUGUUGAAAAAUUUAUCCGUGAUCCUACUCAGCAGCAACUAGAGUUCCAGCAGCUGCCUACGUCAUAUUUGCGGUUGGCUGCACAUCGUGUGGCGCAGCAUUAUUCACUGCAGUCAAUGGUUUUAUUAGACAAUAAUUUGCCUGAUGGUUCUGGUUUUAGAAUCAUUGUCCGCAAGACUUCUGAAUGUAGGCUUCCUCCUAUUCGAUUGGCAGACAUCCCUGUGAAUUUACCAUCAGAAGACCCUGGUGUUGUAAAGGUGGCAAUUAAACAGAGGCCGCAGAAAAGGUCUCAGGUUUCCAGCUAUUCAAAUUCAAAUUCUUUGAAGACAAACAACAGCAAAAGUGUGGAAGAAAGAAAAGAGGAGUAUAACCGAGCUCGAGCGAGGAUAUUUAACUCUAAUAGCUCUAGCAGUGGUUCUGGCGGAAAACCAGAAAAUGAACUGAGGUUGCAGGAUGUUUCCUACUAUGGUUCCUCAGGGAUGCCAAAGAUGGAAGAGAAACCUGUUUCAGUGGUUUCUGACAUAAAUUCUAGUAGGGGUUUGAUCGAAUCCUCUACAAGUAGUAGUAGGUUGGCUAGAAGUAGGACAGAAAAGGAGCCAAUUGCUAGGAGCAAACCAAAUAAUAGGGUGGCAAUCUUUCGGGACCGUGAAACUGACCGCAAGGACCCUGAUUAUGACAGGAGUUAUGACAGGUACUUGCAAAGAUUUGAUCCUGGGUUUGGGUUCAAUAGUGGACCAUACACAAUGCAGCCUAUGUACACCCCUACAAUUAACUACAAUACUGAGUUUCCACAACUUGGAACUACUCACAGGCCACAGAUAUCUACUGAGCACCAACCUCGGGCUCUCCCACAUGUACCUGGGCCAUGGGCAGCACCAUCAACUGCUACAGGAAUUAGUUAUGGUCAUCCAGAAACAAUGAUGCCGCCUUUUAAUCCAAAUCAUGUUGGUGCACACUCCACAUCUGCCAUAUAUUUGCAUUCUUCUCAGUAUCCUUGUCAGCGUCCUGGAAUGCCUUUCAUCCACCCUCAUGAGCAUGUUCACCAGCCUUUUUCGCAGUCUCAUCAACAGCAACCUGAUGCUAGUUUUGGAUUAGCCCGGCCCCGGUGAGGGGCUUGGGCCAUGCCUGCACCCUGCUGGCUGAAAAUUGAUUUGAAAUAUGUUGGAUCAAUGCAGUCGCAAGUUAUCUCAGCUGGCAGGAGUGCAGGCACAGAGAACCGGGGUGAACUGGCUUGCUACAAUAUUUUGAUUGAUAGGCGUGUUGAUCCUCUCGACCACCCUCGGUUUAUCUUGGAGCUUCUUGUAUCUUUGGCAAAGGU
Theobroma umbraticum is the source of this 1982-nucleotide messenger RNA. RefSeq lists its product as uncharacterized. Lineage: Eukaryota; Viridiplantae; Streptophyta; Magnoliopsida; Malvales; Malvaceae. Gene Ontology annotation, molecular function: nucleic acid binding. The record is from RefSeq and is a predicted model, not a curated record.